GCAAUUCAAAGUUGCCCAAAAUGACGUUAACUUUUAGUUUUCUUUUUUUAGGUAUAAAAUGGCUAGCCAAUUUAAAGAAGGUCGAGGCAAGCGGUUACUGCAAAUGUGUGGAAAUGAUAACAAUAAAGAAAAUAAUAACAUGAACCGCACAGAUGAUUUAGUACCCACCACCAGUAGUAUAAAACCAGGCAUUGAUGUAUCAGACGAUACCGGAACAAUUAACGAUGACCUUGAACAGACUCUAAACUCGGAAUAUUUUUCUGAAGAUGAUGACGAUUCGGUGAAGGACCCUAACUAUUCGAGUAGUUCUUCCAGUAGCACUUCCAGCGGUUCUUCCAGGAGCUCUUCCAGAUCUUCUACGGUACAGCAUGUAAUCCCACCAACCAGUAUAAAUGACCCAGAAGUGUUAGGCGACCAAAACUUAAGACAAUCGAGCCCUCAAUAUGAAGAGAAGAAUGAAGUUAGUGAAAGUGACCAAAACAUUGACUUACCCAUCCAACAAUCUGUACAGGAGAACAAAGAUGAAGAAGGUGUCCAAGAUAUCCAACCACCGUCACAAUCUGUACAGGAGAGUAAUGAAGAAAUUACUCAAAACAUUAGACUACCGUCACAAUCUGCACAAGAAAAUAUAGAUGAAGAAGCGGCACAAAAUUUGACUGAAAUGGAGGACAACAGUAAUGUUAAGAAAGGCAGAAAACGUCUAGCAAGAGUUGAUGAGUGGCUAAGUGUCAAAGCAAAGAAAUUACGUAAUACCGUGAACUUGGAUCUGAUUAUACGGAAUGCUAUUUAUGGCAUGAAGGAGAAGCUAACAGAGGCGCAGACGAAAUCGGAUCUUGCAUACUUGAUUUUAUAG
Messenger RNA from Aricia agestis (brown argus), 853 nucleotides. RefSeq names its product serine/threonine-protein kinase pakD-like. The record is from RefSeq and is a predicted model, not a curated record. The transcript has 3 exons. Bases 59 to 853 code for a protein of 264 amino acids. Lineage: Eukaryota; Metazoa; Arthropoda; Insecta; Lepidoptera; Lycaenidae.